AUGUUCGAGUUCCUCCGGGACAGUCUUUUGUGCAAUUCAGAAGAGCCAACUCAGAAGUCGGGACGACGGGCGAUCUGCUGCACUGGGACACCAGCUCCACAAACCCGGAGGAGGCCGGCGGAAGUGAUCUCCUCGCAGGGCGCGCCCGUGCUUGCAAAGACCGAAGUUCCGGCUGCCCUGCCAUGGGAUCAUCCUCGAUUGAAGAGGGAUACGCCCCCGCUCCGCAACAGGUCGCCCGUGCAGACGUUUCGAUCCACGCCGUCCUUGAGCCCUCUAGGCAGUGCCAUGGCCUGUUCUGGCGCUGCUUUGGCCCAGCAGGAAGACUGUCAGCCUGGCCGAGGGCUCUACGUGGCGAUGCAGCGAGGCCUGGGGCCCCGGGAGCCGCCCAAGUCUCGAGAUCGUCGGCACGAUCCAUCGCCCACUAGGCCCGCGACUCCGUUGCAGCAGCGGCGACAAGUUGCUAGGCCAAGCGUGAGCACCUCCUUUCCGGCGGCCUCUUACGAGGCAGUCCCAGAGGACACGCUGGAUUUGUACAUGCAGAAGUUGGCCAGGUGUUUGCCUCAAAAUGGGGCGCGCUCCCUGUUCAUACGGCGGUUGUCGCGUGGAGAGUACGAGGUUGACGGCUGCCGGGUCAGCAUCGCCUUGAGAGGCGGUGAGGCCUAUGUUUAUGCAACAAACAGCAACGACGACACGGAUCGUGCCGAACGCCUGCAGAGCUACCUGCUGCGGGCCGCGGACAAUGCGUUGGCGCGAUCAAUGAGUGCUGGCGGACCAUCGGGGGCAUCUUUCAACCAACACGAGGUUAUGCCCCGGGUGCCGCUAGGCAUACGGAGCCAGACCAUGCACAUGCCAAGCUCUGGAAAUCCUUAUGCAGGCGUCCUUGUCCGAGGUCUUGAUGGUGGAAGCUUCCUGCUGGGCAGCUCUUUCUACAGCCAGACGAGUGUGCUGGCCUCGAGAGUCGCAUGUAAUCAUUCUGUUGUUCUCAGGGUGGUCAACCAUGGUCAACACCGAAUCCCACAAAAAUGUACAAGGAGUGCGGGCCUGCGAACCUCAGAAGGAUCCUGA
This is a messenger RNA of Symbiodinium natans, 1065 nucleotides long. The record is from the annotation of a GenBank genome assembly. Lineage: Eukaryota; Dinophyceae; Suessiales; Symbiodiniaceae.